Armigeres subalbatus is the source of this 1600-nucleotide messenger RNA. Its product is annotated as DAP3-binding cell death enhancer 1-like. The transcript has 3 exons. The coding region runs from base 117 to 1475 and encodes 452 amino acids. The record is from RefSeq and is a predicted model, not a curated record. Lineage: Eukaryota; Metazoa; Arthropoda; Insecta; Diptera; Culicidae. Gene Ontology annotation, molecular function: protein binding.
GUGAAAAUCAAAACAAAAAUGCAAAUGGUCGCAACGCAAGUUCGCAACUAUUUUGCUCCGCGCUUUAAAUUUUAGAAAAAUAUCCUUGAAAAGUGGCCGCCAGCCCCCGUGAAUAGAUGUGGAAGUAUGUCUCACGCCGCAUUCGUGAUGUUUGUGACCGAACCUUCAAUACCGUAUUAGACGUUCGCCGGCCGUGGCAGUGCGGAGGUGAGCGAUUAUGCCCCGAAGGAAGCAACCAUCAGUUGUGCGAUCAUCAGCAACAGGACCAACAGCCCUAUCCGCAGGAUGACAAGGUUCCACCGAAGAGCCGUUCCGCUUGUAAUCCACCUUGCGUUGUGCUGAGUCAGUUGAUCCGGAGUCAGUUGGAAUCAAAUCGAGUUAAGAAGUACCAUGAGGCCGGAUCGAACCGUUCCAAGAAGGAGGGAUUCCGUCGGAAGGUGUUCUGCCCGUUUCAACCUACCUGGCUUGGAGCAAUCACUUGGACAAGUGCCAUCAUCUGCGGCUGGUAUACAAGUCAGGUGAUCUGUCUCUACCGUCGUAGUCACAACUGGGAAGGCCCAAAAUGCCUUCCAAAUUUGAUUUCUUCUGCCCAUAAGCACCCCCGUGAGUAUAAAUUUUCACGCUUUUCGGCCUGUCGUCAAUAUUCGCGCCAGACAUCCCCACCCCCCGAACCUGUCCCAGACUCACCGCACUCCCAGCAACAAUGUGCGGUUCCUAACUUUUUCGGAAUUCCUAUUCCAACGGCCAAGGGCAGCCGAUUGUCGGAGUUAGAUUUUGCAGAUCUCGACGGGAAGGGAGGCAAUGUUAUCUUCGAAAUCAACAACGAAGAUCUGAAGCAGAAAAAACAGUACUUCGAUGAUCACGUUGCAGUAAGACUACAGCCGGUACAGAAAGCUCCCACUGUUGAAACGGCUGUGGAGAAUCUGAUAUCCGUAAUCGGUGAGAUCGAGUACCAACUUGGAGUUCAGAAUCUAGAGAUCGGGGACUACAGGACUGCUGUUUCCCAUUUGAAGCUGGGUACCUCCCAUCAACAUGCGGGUGCCGCCUUCAAUUUGGGAAUUUGCUAUGAGCAAGGAUGUGGCGUCAAAAAGAAUGCCCGUGUGGCGAUGGAGUGCUUCCAUUUGGCAUCGACCUUGGGCCAUGCUCAGGCUAUGUACAACCUGGGCGUUUACUACGCUCGGGGUCUUGGUGGGCUGCGCCGCAGCCGUUCGAUGGCGAAGAAGUGCUUCAUGGCGGCCGCCGAUUUGGGUCUGGAGGAUGCCAUUGUUGCGCUUGGGCCAAAUUACAACAAGCAGUCAUCAAGACGCAGUUCCGUGUCCGCAGGUUCAUCGUCGGGUUCACCGCAGCCGCUCACUGCUCCGUACGAAUUCAAGUUCAAUUAUGACGAUAUCCUACGUUACGGUGGCUUCGACGCGGUCAAAGUUCCCGAGAGAUCAGAUGCAAUGGAACUGCGUUUGGUGUCGGCGAUGGCCUAAUGCUUGUAAUUUUGUGCCCAUAUUAAUAUGAUUAAAUCAUAUAUAUUUUCUUUUUUUUUGGUGUUUGAGCAUUAAAUACUGAUGCAUGCAAAUAGUUACGCAAUAUAUGAGGAAUCAACAUAGAA